AUGCUAACGAUCAAAUGUAUUCAAUUGAUUCCUGCGCAAUAUGAUUAUCUGACCGAAUAUUCGAUACAGAAUUAUUUGGUAAAGAAAAGUACGAAUUGUUAUGAUGUUGUAUCGUAUGAUUCGUCAUCGAGGGUUCUCUUCUCAAAUCAGUGUCAAGAAUUAUGUCCGGAACAAUAUUGUCAACUAUUUGAUUCCCAACCAAAUACAACGAUUUUCAAUAUAUUUUAUUCUGAUUCGUCGACAUAUGAUAGCAUGAGUUCAACAAAUGAUGGAACACUUUCUUAUGAUUAUUUAUAUUUUGAUACGUGUUCGGCUGAUAAUCAUCAACAUCGAGUACUCAUUAUCAUUGUCUUUGUUCUUGCUGGAUUUAUUGCCCUGACGACAGUACUUCUUAUUGUCAGAUGUAUAAUUCGUCGAAAACGCUUAAAAGAAGGCGACUGGCAUCCAUACGACUGGCGUUGGAUUCGAGAUCUGGUUCUAUGUCAACAUUUAACCGAUGGUCAUCCGCAAAAUCGACCUGAGAAUGAACCAAAUCCAUUGUACUUUAUCGAAUAUAAUACUCAACCAAGCGUCGAUAACAAUCGACCACAAACAACGAGUUACCAUGAUUCAAAGUCUCGUCCGCAGGUGUUACCGACAAGUAGCCCAAAUAUUGUCGUGAAGCGACGACGAAAUUAUGUAAAUGGCUAUAGUACAGACAGUAAUUCGGUUCCGUCACAUAUCGACGGUUCAUCUGGCUUGAGUAUUCCAGCAAAUCCAUUACCGCUAGCUAUAAUUCACCAUUCCGACAGUGGUGAAUCCUCGAGCAACGAUUCUGUUGAUGCAUCAAGUCGUUUUCACUCUCAACAUCAACCUCAAUCAUCCAUUCUCAACGCAUUGAAUAGACUAUCUUCGAAAGCAAGCAGUGUACUAACAGGUACACAUUCGUCACAUGGAUACGAUUCGCUUGGAGAACUCUAUCAUGAACAUUAUUAUUCAGGAUUAGAUUUCGAUCAGUUUUCUUUUCUCUUCUGUAACUACGAACAAAAGACAUUAUUCUUUCUUAAAAAAGAAGUCGUUUCAUUAAAACAUUUGCUCUCGUCGGUCAACAAAGUCAAGGAAAGCAAAUCUGUUUCAAACGUCACGAGUAAUCUAAAAUAUGUAUUCUAUCGAUCAUGUUAA
Molecule: messenger RNA, 1161 nt
Organism: Adineta ricciae
Lineage: Eukaryota; Metazoa; Rotifera; Eurotatoria; Adinetida; Adinetidae
Source: the annotation of a GenBank genome assembly